AUGGAGCAGACGGCACUGACGAAGAUAGACAGGUACAGCCAAGUGCCUGGAAUGAAUUCUGGGGACAUCACGGCCUUUCUGAGGGCCUUCGAGCGGGAGGUGCUCGAACCGGAGCUGUAUGCAGAGCGCUACAGUCGCACGGUGACGGCCAAGCAGGCGACGGUGGUCCUGGGAGACUUGCAUGGACAGCUCUUCAACUUGCUCGCGUUCCUCCUUGACCUCCAUACACAAGUGAACAUAAAGUACCUUUCCCUUCAUCCCGCAUCCAAGCUUUUGAUUUGCGACCCAAAGAUACAGUAUGUCUUCAUGGGCGAUUACGUGGAUCGCGGCGAACGAAGUGUGGAGAUCGUCAUGCUCCUGUUCGCCUACAAAGCAUUGUGCCCUUCCGGCAUAAUCCUGCUCCAAGGCAACCACGAGCAAGCGGCAACAAAUGAAUACUAUGGCUUCAGCAAGGAGGUUGAGUACAAGCUAGACAGGGUAUGGAAGAUGGCAAAUCCUCAAUCCUAUGGCCGCUACGGCCAGCACUCGAUGCACUCUGCGCAAUCUCCGCUCUGGCGUCAAUUCAACAGCGUAUUUUCCAAGCUGCCCUUUGUUGCGGUCUUGCCGGGGGGGUUCAUGGCCACUCACGGGGGCAUCUCCCCAACUUUUGUGAAGGCAUGCUCGAACCAAAGGGGCAACUUCCGAGAAUGCUUGAGCCCGGGUAUUGGCGCGGAGAUGGUAUGGGCAGACCCCCACGAGGGAAGCGGAUGGGAUGCAUCUCCUCGCGGCGCAGGCGCCUGGAGAUUUGGCAGGGAUAUCGCCCUCCAGUUCUUGUAUUCGAACGGGUUGAAGAGGCUACUUCGAGGUCAUGAGCAAAUGGCAAAGGGGAUUAGCACCAUUUGGCUCGACACAAAGUCCGAAUACGCUGUGCAAACCGUCUUCUCAGCGGCCGACUACGUUGGGACGUUUUGUGUCGACAAGACAACCAACCGCCCUUUGCGACUUCCAGCAUGGGAACCGCAGAUGUUCAAUGGAGGUGGUCAGAGAAAUCAUGGGGGCAUGAUGGUAGUUGACCAUUCCGCCGGCAGCCGCAUGGACUUCCACCCGUGUAUCCUCAGUGGAAAGGAAGCUCGGAAGCUGGCGAAGACAUUUACGGGGGCACACUGCCAUCACUCUGUUUCCGCGAGCGCAACAAGGGAAUGCGGAUGCCACGCGCUACUUCGACAACGAAUGAAGCCCCGAUCAUCAAUAUCUCCGUCUGUACAGGCAGAGCACAUAAACUGCGCUUCGGGAAGCUAUUCGCUACAGACAGUCCUGAACAAGAGCAAGACACAGUUGAUCGCAUUGUGGGCAAUUUCCUCUCCACUACUUGCGCUUAUUCCCACAACCCGGUGA
This is a messenger RNA of Symbiodinium necroappetens, 1374 nucleotides long. The record is from the annotation of a GenBank genome assembly. NCBI's taxonomy places the organism in Eukaryota, Dinophyceae, Suessiales, Symbiodiniaceae.